Messenger RNA from Spirodela intermedia, 1478 nucleotides. The record is from the annotation of a GenBank genome assembly. NCBI's taxonomy places the organism in Eukaryota, Viridiplantae, Streptophyta, Magnoliopsida, Alismatales, Araceae.
AUGAAGGGUUUCCAUCCACAUUGUUAAAUAGUCAUAGGUAGCUCCAAAUCGUCAGCGGCACAGGUUAUACAAUCACAACGCCAAUAAUCAUACUCAGCCAUAAUGCUCCGUGUCUUCCUCAUCAAGUAGUCUCAUUAAUCACGACCUGUUGUCUUGGUAUCACAGCCAUAAUGUUCUGAGAAUGCUCACAGGACUCGAAGGGAUCGAAAAAAAGGGGGAAAAAAAUAUAUAAUCAUAGGCAUGAAAAGAAUGGCCAGAGUCAGGAGACAGGUUUCGGUGUAAGCAUCUGAGGGAUAUACGGUAGAACACUGAGAGAAUCAAUUGACUGCCAUUGUCCUUGACUUACAAUAAGGCGUGUAAAAAGUCUUCUCACAGAAGCAAGAAAAGAGACAUAGAAGAUGAAAAAGACAAAGCACAAGACAGUCAUCACUGGAUCGCAUUGGCAUUGGAAGAAAGAGAGUCCCAUUCCCAUCGAUUACCUGAAGGCAAAAUCAUUGCUAGAGAACUUGUAAACGAAAUAGAGAAAUCACAGUGAAGCCUCCUGUUUAACAUAUAAAACGUUUAAAACGGAAACCAGACAAUGUAUUCCUAAUUCUGAGCGGAAACCCGGAGAUUGAUCAAUCCAGCUCGCCAAUAGAAGAGGCCGCGCCCCCAGCGGACAAGGUGACGACCUCCUCAGCGGAGAAUUUGCCCUUGGCCUUGUCGGUGGCACUCGCGCGGCCUCUAGCCUUGCGAUCAAGCAAGGCCUUCCUGUCCUUGUCGAGCUUGAGUUUGGUGACGACGACCUUGGAGGGAUUGAUCCCGACGUUCACCGUGGAGCCGUUGACCUUCUCGCGAGUGAUGCGCUCUACGUGGAUAACCCACCGACGGCGAUAAACCUGCACGACCUUGCCCUCCCGGCCCUUGUAGGUGCCUCGCACAACCUGCACCUCGUCGUCCUUGCGCACGGGCACGGAUCUCACGUUGUACUUGCUUCGCAGGUCCGACGACAGCGGCGCGCUCAUCAGCACCCGCCGCACCGACGACGGCGCCGUGAAGUGCGCCUUCCGGCUCUUCCUCCGGGAGCUCGAUACCCGCGGAUUGUACUUCAUCUCUUCGCCGUGGUCUUCCUCUCAGAAUAGGGUAGGGUUUAAAUCUCUCCUCCCUCCCCUUCUGAACUCUGCAAAAAGGGAGGUCAUUUAUUGCGGCGCGACGUAUAAAUAGGGCUGAGAGGAAGCUGUGGGAGAGGGGGGAGACAUUUUUAUAGUGCUUGAAAAAUGUCCACAAGGAUUAGUCUCCCCAAGGAAUCUAACGCAGCUUUGCCAAAAGUCAAUGAAUUCUUGCCUAUUCUAUGAAUUCUUUUUUUUUUGUAUUUCUGAUAAACCGGACAUUGACUUGUACACUACUUAUCCGCCCCAAUAUUAGGCUCCCCAAGGAAUCUAAUGCAUUUUUGCCAAAAGUCAAUGAAUUCUUGCCUAUUCUAUGAAUCUUUUUUUUAG